AUGCCCGGGGAGCCCUGGCGCACUGACCACUGCACUUCCCGUGGAGACAAGGCAAAGGUUGAGGCCUGGAGUUCCAAGGCUCAGCCUGGACACCAGUGGCGGCGCCGUGGAGGGCGGCCCGCGUGGGAGAAGCCUGGGGAGGGCGGAGAGAACCGCAGAGACCGAGAGGAGAGAGAGACCGGCGCCUGGAGGCCCUUCCCCACCCGGGCGCCCCGGGCCCUGGCGGACAGCGGCGGCACCGGCGGUGGGGGACCCUGGUGGAAAUCGCUAACCAACAGCAGGAAGAAAAGCAAGGAGGUCACUGCGGGGGCGCAGCUGCCAGGCCAGCCCGCCCCGGGAGAGCCUGUGGCGGCCUCAGCGCCCAGCCCCGACACGAGCAGCUCCCAAGAGAACCAGCACCCCAAUCCCCUGGGGGGCGCGGGCGAGCCGCACAAACCAGACAAGGCGUGCGCGGAGAAAUCCGCCAACAGCCGGCGCAAUUUGAAGAUCUCACGCUCAGGCCGCUUUAAAGAGAAGAGGAAAGCACGCGCCACGAUGCUCCCGGAGGGGGUCCAGGCCCCGGAGGAGGCGGGCUUCCCUGGUGACCCCCGCGAGGACAUGCAAUAGCUCGAAGGCUCCGGGACUGGCUCUCCCGCCCUGACUCCCAUCCUCCAGUCCUAAACCCGGGAACUCUAGUGCGCCCCCAUCCUUGGUGUCUUCCACCAAAUUCAGAGCACUCAAGGAGGCCACCACGAUGAUCUUUUUCUGGAAACUGAAGUGUCUUUGAGUUUCGAUAUUUCAUGACUCAAGGACGCAAAAACUAUUUAUUUGUGAUGCAGGAAGAUAUCUGUCACUGAAAAGUAUUCUUUUUUCAAAAGGCUAUGCUGGGGACUCGGCCCUGGUCCACAUCACUUGUGAACUCAGAAGCCCCUCCAGGGACAAGGGCUGCUCUCAUGGAGGACCCUGUGGAAAGCAAAUCGCAACGCUGUUUUAAACGCCUGGGAACUGCACCUUAGGGCCGCUUCUGUAGACGUAUACCUUUAGAGGUGGGGAGAGAAGAAGCAUUCUUGAAAUAGAAACAUUUUACAGCAGGGCAGGAUUUCCAGUAAGGUGGAAUUACAAAGCUGUACUGCCUAUGUUACUGAGGACUAUUAAAAAUCGUUGCACUGGAAGACUUAAGGUGACUUUGUGGUUUUUCCAUUCGAAGGGAUCAUACUUCACGGCAGGCAUGCAAAGCCCAGGGUGACAGUUAAUCAUUUGCCGCAGGGCAUAGCAGCUCCUAUGGA
Tupaia belangeri chinensis (Chinese tree shrew) is the source of this 1265-nucleotide messenger RNA. RefSeq names its product proline rich 15 (gene PRR15). The transcript is spliced from 2 exons. The record is from RefSeq and is a predicted model, not a curated record. Lineage: Eukaryota; Metazoa; Chordata; Mammalia; Scandentia; Tupaiidae. Bases 1 to 606 code for a protein of 201 amino acids.